Messenger RNA from Oryzias latipes (Japanese medaka), 2077 nucleotides. The record is from RefSeq and is a predicted model, not a curated record. NCBI's taxonomy places the organism in Eukaryota, Metazoa, Chordata, Actinopteri, Beloniformes, Adrianichthyidae.
AGGCUGAUGGUUAUACCAGUUUAAGUUGAUCCAUGGCUAAAUCUGUUAUUAGCACAGCUAAUGUUGUUAGCACGUAUGUAUUAACCUAAUCCUGACACAUGAAAAUUUAUUACGCACCAAAUUUCUGUACAAUCAGUAAUGUACAACUAAUCUUUUAGUUGUAUUUUUGUUGCACAACACAAACAUAUUGAAUUACAAAAUUGUUUGUAAAAUUUUAUGUAAAUGUUUCUUUAAUUAGGAUGUUUUUAACACUACUGGUAAUCCUACCUCUGUUAUUUUCCUUUUCUAGGCAAUUUCUUUGUGAAAAGACGGAAGAUGUGACCCUGAUUUCUCAGUGCUUUACCAUUGAACUGCCAUUCAACUAUGGAUAAACUGGACCUAAUAAAGUUUUACUUUAACUUAGGCCUUGCCUAUAAGGACAUCCUUCGUAUUUUAAUUAGAAAACAUCAAAUCAUUCUCAGUUUGAGAACCUUAAAACAAGUUCUGAAAAAUAAUGGACUGUUUCGCCGAAUCCACUUUGACAGUUUAGAGGAAUCUGUUUAGUUCAUAAGAGAGCAGCUCCAAGGUUCGGGUGCUUUGCAUGGCUACAGAUGGAUGCACAGUAAGUGCAAAGAAAAUGGUUUGCACACCAGGAAAGAAGAUGUUCGCCUGAUUCUUUCAACUCUCGACCCCGAGGGCACACAAGCACGAAGAAGUAGAAGACUGCAUAGACGAGCGUAUUUUGCCAGGGGGCCAAACUUUGUAUGGCAUGUUGACUCAUACGACAAACUGAAACCCUUGGGUAUAUGCAUCAAUGGAGCCAUUGAUGGAUUUUCAAGGAGGGUUAAUGCAUACUUUACCAGCAGUGACCCCAAAGUUAUUGGACGUUAUUUCCUUGAGACCAUAAAGGAGUUGGAUGGAUGUGCUCGGAUCCUGAGAACCGAUAUGGGGACAGAAAACACCUCCAUUCGAGAUAUGCAAUGUUAUCUUCGUCGCAACAAUGAUGAUGCUCAUGCUGGUGAAAGAAGUUUUAUUUGGGGAAGAAGCACAACUAAUCAGAGAAUAGAAAGUUGGUGGGGCUUUCUCCGCAAAGAGUGUGUGGACUUUUGGCUGGACCACUUUCAAAGACUAAAAGAUGAAGGGUAUUUUGUUGGUGACUUUUUGGACAAGAACCUCAUGUUGUUCUGCCUCCUUGGACUGAUACAGGAUGAGUUGGACUCCACUAAAGAAACAUGGAACAGCCAUGUGAUUCGUCCAUCUAGUAAUGAACAUGUUCCUCAUGGGCGUCCUAAUGCAAUGUUCUUGAUUCCUGAACUUUAUGAGACUGAGGAUUAUUUGUGCCAAGUGUCAGAGGAAGAUCUGGCCAGGGGUGAAGAUGACUGUAUCCACCGCAGCAACAUUGCUUGUGAUGAUGAUGUUUUCACCCUCUGUACCCACAUUAUGGCAGAAAACAGUCUAAAUGUUCCUGUUGACGCAUACAUGGCCAUUGACCUCUAUCUCUUUUUACGAGGAGAAUUGAUCGCACUUUUAAACCCUGAUAGGUAAUGGCAAUGGAUUACUGCAUUUCUCCAGUGGAUGAUGCUGACAUACAACUGUCAUGCAAACUACACAUUUAGACCAACAGUGCCAUGUGACACAGACAUUUACGACUUGUGCAGCAUUCUGAUGGCUGAAUCAGAUUUGCAUUUUCAAAUGAUGUUCAUUAAGCUUUGAAAUUGUACUUGCACUUGAGGAAUGUGAUCACAUCCUCCGUGAUCUCUGAUGGCCAGAUGUGAAACAUUUAAGCAACGCAUUACAGAAUUGUUCAGAAGUUCUGCACGUUUUAUGACCAAACAUGUAUUGUUAGCCUUAAUGCUGAAAUGUUUUUAUUUUAUUUUAUUUGCAUGUUAUAAUGUAUUUGAACCUGAACAGUUACAUUACAGGUAUUUUUAAAAAUCUUUUAUGUAUUUUCCCUAACAAAAAAGUAAAAUCAUAUUGAAAGCCUUUGUUAUUAAUCUGAUCACUUUUUCAUGUUAGUUUUAAUAGUUUGACAUUGUUUUGUACAGUUUAAUAUGCCUGAAAUUUCAAUUUAUAUAAAAACGUAUUUAAACUUAAAAAG